UGUCGUUACGGCAAAGGCGCCGUUCUCUAGAAGUAGAGAACAGCUGUGUGUUUCAUUGACUGAGACAGUAGAGUUAGACAAGUCAGAUAAUCGCUUGAAAACGGUGGUAAAACGCUAUUCAAACUGUUGUCCAUGGUCACUGUGGCUGAAAAAUGCUUGAGGUCAGACAGGGAAAUUGAAGGCGGGCAUUCUGUCCUUUUGGGAGCGGCUGCACGGGUGUAACUUUGCCUCUACACCGGUAGUCGAAUGCGUCCCACGUCGGGGCCUCUGGAAGGGAUGGAUUGUGGCAGAUGGAUCAUUCAGCGCUUGAACGAGGAUAUUAACAACUGAAACAACUUUCUCCUGUGUGAAAGAAACGCGGGCGGGAGUGACUUGCUGUUUUCCUGUUUUCGGAUAUAAUAUUCUCGUGGUCACAUGAACUCAAAUACACAGCUGAAACUUGCUAACUGGCUAUAUUUUCGAGGAAGCUAACGUAGCUAGUAUGCUAUCCCCUUGCCUUUGGUAGUUAGCUGCAAUCAACCAGCGCAAAUGCGGCCACACCCUCUACUGCUUCCUGAUACUGGAGAUGUAGCGGGAGACUAAAGCACACUUUGUAAGCAGGAAUAACAACCACUUCUUCUGAAUGAAGUUCUGAAGUAAACAGCAAGUGUUAAAGUUGUGGACUACUUUCAUGAAACUACCAUUUCAGUCGACAGGAUACGACAUCGAGAUGAAUAUCAAAACCGAAACCCGACACCAUCUAUGCCGGACAAGACUUUGCCCCGCUUUCUGCUAAGAGGGCAUAUUCACAAUAGAUAUGCACAUGGAAUUCAGUUUGCAGAAAGAACUCGUCUAUAUCACGGGAUCUUGUAUGAGAAAGAAAAGGUUGAAAGUGGAGGGACGCACGGCCCCGUGGCCCCUCGCUCGUUUUGAAUCUUAUUUUGCUUCAUUGAUGAAAUGAUGGUGCAGGAAAAGCAGAAUGAUCCCGAAGAGGUCAAUCGGAACUGGUCACGGAGCGCAGGCAUGCGUCUGCCGCACUGUUACAAUAGGGUGGCCAAAGUCGGUGGGUACAGUUUAGAUCAUAGUUCGGUGCAUCUACAUCCUGCUACCGUAACGCAACGAGGAUACCACAAUUCAUUUUUGUUUGAUUCAAUUUAAGAAAGGACAUGAUAUAUUAUUUAAAUUGGCAUUUGUUGAGUCAAGAAAAACGUGAAUAUUACCCAUUUUCGUCAGGAGGAAGAAAAAACAUCUUUUGAAUCUCUAGUCAACCUGCACUUUGUUUUUAAGGCACUGCAGUCAACAUUCUGGGUUUUGUUCAUUUGAUAUGCUAUGGACCAAGAUAGCUAAUGGAAACCUAUGAAAACGUCACUUCUACAAAUAUCAGGGGCAAAAUACAAAUUCAUGUGUUGUGAUAUAACAGUGAUGGAAUCAUGUAAUGUGCAAGAUUGAAACGAUAGUUUGACACUGAGAAACUCAGCAUGUAUCAUUGAAGGGAUUUUUGUUCUUUGAUUGACUAUUUUUUCCCUCUUAUUUGUUGAAUAUUACUCAUACAUAGAAAUGUACGAAUACUCUAUAGAGUAUUGCCAAUCCCACAUCAGCAGUGCCGAGACAUGAAAUAAAAUUUUGUGUCUCGUUGGAAAGGUUCCUGCAAAUGUUUACCACAAAGUUUCAAUGUCCUGUUCUCUUUCAAAGUUGUCAGUGGAUUUUAAUGUUUUGAAGGACAUCAAGGAAGACUUCUUGGCCAGUUUCAAUAUUUGUAAAGAAGGUGCAGAUAUAUCUUUUACUUAAGAAGAUGUCUUAAUUUACACGUGUUCACUAUGGCUUGUACAGCAUAAUCUAUUUUUGUAUCAGUCGGCAAUCCAGACUAUUAGCUCAACCAUCCUACUAUGGCAAGUAGUGGCUCGGGGAAGUCAGUUUGUGAGGUUUCUACCAGCAUUUUGAGUGGGAGCUUGCAGCAAAGGAAAAAACUGUCUUCCAUCUGUGAUGCGUGCAAGAGCAAAAUGCAGUUGGUGGCAGACCUGCUUCUGCUCUCCAGCGAGACGAGGCCUGUCAUGAGCUCGGAAGGGGUGUCCGUGGCGGAGACCUUCGAGAAGUGCAGGGACACCGUGAUCGCCCGGACCAAGGAGUUGUCCAUCCUCACCCACGACAUCCAGAGCCAGCUCAACAUGGGCAAGUUUGUGGAAGUUGGGGACCGGCUCGUGGAGAUGGGCGACCUGGUGGUCUCUCUGACUGAGUGCUCAGCUCAUGCCGCUUACCUGGCUGCCACGGAGACCCCCGGCUCCCAGCUGGCCGUGCCGGGCCUGGUGGACCGGUACAAGGUGACGCGGUGUCGGCACGAAGUCGAGCAGAGCUGCGGCGUGCUCCGCGUCACCAGCCUCUCGGACCUGACGCCCCAGGUGCUCCUCGAGGUGUCCCAGAACAUCUCGCGAAACCUCAGGACCCUCUCGGACGUGUCCACCCAGGCCAGUGAAAAGUCCAAGGACAAGUUUGCCAAGGAGCAGUUCCGAGCGAGCGUGAAAUGCAUCAGCACCAGCGCUCAGGCCCUGCUCGCUUGCGUGAAGGAGGUGAAGACCUCGCCGAGCGAACUGACACGGAACCGCUGCGUCCUUUUCUGCGGGCCGCUGGUGCAGUCUGUGCACGCGCUGGUGGGCUUUGCCACUGAGCCCCAAUUUUUGGGCAAAGCAGCCGUCAUCAGCCCCGAGGGGAAGGGCGUGCAGACGGCCGUCCUCGGAGGGGCCAUGAGCGUGGUCUCCGCCUGCGUCCUCCUGACCCAAGGCCUCAGGGAUAUCUCGCAGCAUCCCGAGAGCAGCACCAAGAUGCCGGACUACCGGGAGCGCCUGCGGAAUUCGGCGUGUGCCGUGUCGGACGGGUGCACACUGCUCUCUCAGGCACUAAGGGAUCGAUCGUCGCCCAGAACUCUACCGCCAGUCAACUCCCACUCUGUGAAUUAAAUCCCCCCUUCACUUUGCAAUUGAUUCAGUUCUACCCAUUAAUUGACAUACCAAAGAAACUCAUGAUUGUCCAGGAUGAGUGAAUGUGUUUCUUUAUUUUUCUUCUUUGUCUUCAACUUGGUAUGCCUGUCAGUGAGGUGAGCAGAGUUCAACAGCCAAGUUUGAAAGAUGUAAAGAAACAAAGUGUAAGUCACAGGUUUUUUUGUCACGCUGGAUGUGAUUUAAAGCCUUCACUAAAACUGACCAUUAACUCAUUUCUAAUCCACACUCACCCUUGGCUUCAUAUUGCCAAAAGACAGAAAAAAAGCAUCCCAGUCAAUUUAAAAGCAGAUUAAAAAAAAAAAGUUUACCUCAGUUUUCAGCUAUAUGAAAACGACAGACAAAAUGAUGGAUGUAGCUUCACUUGUCUGACCAAUGACAUGGUGAUCUGUAGAAGUACAUGAGUGUAGUGAGUGAGCGUGGGAAGAGUGUUCAUACUUGUGUGAAUUUUUAAAAAUGGGUUCAAGCUGCUGUGAGUGUGUGCCAUAGGUUUUACACUAUUAUUUACCAGACUUACAAUGGUAUUGUAAUGUGUUUUUGAACAUGCAUGUACUGGAGUAUUUAUUUCAUCUAUUAAAAUGUUGUUUUUUCUCA
Molecule: messenger RNA, 3563 nt
Organism: Sardina pilchardus (European sardine)
Lineage: Eukaryota; Metazoa; Chordata; Actinopteri; Clupeiformes; Clupeidae
Gene: tlnrd1
Product: talin rod domain containing 1
Exons: 1
Coding region: 1866-2930 (354 amino acids)
Molecular function (GO): actin binding
Source: RefSeq, a predicted model, not a curated record